Molecule: messenger RNA, 4106 nt
Organism: Cottoperca gobio
Lineage: Eukaryota; Metazoa; Chordata; Actinopteri; Perciformes; Bovichtidae
Gene: limk2
Product: LIM domain kinase 2
Exons: 16
Coding region: 256-2256 (666 amino acids)
Biological process (GO): protein phosphorylation; actin cytoskeleton organization
Cellular component (GO): cytoplasm; nucleus
Molecular function (GO): protein serine/threonine kinase activity; protein binding; ATP binding
Source: RefSeq, a predicted model, not a curated record
AUUACGUCAGUUAUCCUGCCAGCGACAAGAAAGGGAGCCUCGUCCAGUAGGAGUGCACUCGUUUUUUUUUUGUUACUUUUUUCUGUGAAGAAUUAAAGGGAUUUGUGUGUUUUUUCCUGAGGUAUUCAGAGCUGUGAGUGCUCCUGGGUAAGCGACGGGGAGGAAUUCAACGUUGAAGCGGCGCAUCGCAGCUCUCCUGCUUCAGUAUGAGCACUUUGUGAAAGGACUUGAAUAACGACGACACUCAGAAAGUAGAUGGAGGAACCAGAAGGUACAAACAACUGCGUUUACUGUGCGGGAUGUGGAGGAGGAAUUCAAGACUCGUUUCACAUGAAAGUCCUCCAGGACACCUGGCACAACUCCUGCUUUCAGUGUUCUGUGUGCUGUGACCACCUGACUAACUGGUACUAUGAGAAGGAAGGCAAGCUGUACUGUCGCACACACUACUGGGAGAAGUUUGGAGAGCUCUGUCACGGCUGCUCUCUGCUCAUGACUGGACCUACCAUGGUGGCCGGAGAACACAAGUAUCACCCAGAGUGCUUUGUGUGUCUGAGCUGCAAGGUGGUGAUUGAGGACAGGGAUACCUACGCCUUAGUCGAGCGAUCCAAACUCUACUGUGGAAAGUGCUAUAAGCAGGUGGUUCUUACACCCAUGUUGGAGAAACGCUCCGACGAAUCGGUCCUAAACUCCCUGCCGCACACAGUGACCCUCAUCUCAAUGCCGUCUGCUGCAAACGGCAAGAGGGGCUUCUCUGUCACAGUGUUGAGGGACGCCAACGACUCAGCAAGUGUUCAAGUCAAAGAAGUCAGAGGGAUGCUUAUUAGCCCAGAGGUCCGAAAUGCCAUCCAUGUUGGGGACAGGAUCCUGGAGAUUAAUGGCCUUCCUGUCGGGACAUUGAUGCAGGAGGAGGUGGAUGAUCUUAUUCACCGCACCAGUCAGACGCUGCAGCUGCUCAUAGAGUACGACCCAGUCAGGCAGCGUUUAGACCGGCUCAGGCUGGGUUCACCAAGAACAAGUCUGGGAGUCCCGGCCACCUCCCGCAUGCGUCUGUCCUCACCUUCUGACACGGUCCUGGAGAGAACUGAUGUGGUUGAUGACGGCACACUGAAAAGGAGGUCUUUGAGGCGCAGUAACAGCAUAUGUCAGUCACCCGGGCCAAAUUCUCCUAAAGACUCCCCUUUUAUUACACGAGACAUCAGCCGCUCUGAAUCCUUGAGAUCCUCCAGUAGCUGCUCUCAUCGCAUCUUCCGGCCAUGUGACCUCAUCCACGGGGAGAUCUUAGGAAAAGGCUUCUUCGGACAGGCCAUCAAGGUGACUCAUAAAGCCACAGGAGAAGUGAUGGUGAUGAAGGAGCUUAUCCGUUGUGAUGAGGAGACCCAGAAGGAUUUCCUGAAGGAGGUCAAAGUAAUGCGAUGCCUCGAACAUCCCCACGUUCUGAAAUUCAUUGGUGUGCUAUACAAGGACAAGAGGCUUAAUUUGAUAACGGAGUAUAUCGAGGGAGGCACCCUGAAAGACUUCAUCAGAGACAUGGAUCCGUUUCCAUGGGAGCAAAGGGUGAGCUUUGCAAAGAGCAUAGCUUCUGGCAUGGCCUACCUUCACUCGAUGAGCAUCAUACACAGAGACCUCAAUUCUCACAACUGCCUGGUUAAACUGGACAACACUGUGGUCGUUGCCGACUUUGGACUUUCCCGACUCAUAGUAGAGGACAAAGUUAAGCCUCCACCUGAAAAACCAACCAAUAAGAAGAGGGUGUUCAGACGUAUCGACCGUAAGAAGCGCUACACUGUCGUCGGAAACCCUUACUGGAUGGCUCCAGAGAUGCUAAAUGGUAAACGCUAUGAUGAGAAGGUGGACAUUUUCUCCUUUGGAAUUGUGCUCUGUGAGAUCAUUGGAAAAGUCUAUGCAGACCCCGAGUGCCUCCCCAGGACUCUGGACUUUGGCCUGAAUGUUGGCAAGUUUGUGGAGAAGUUCGUCCCUGAAGACUGUCCAACAGCUUUCUUUCCACUGACUGUGGCCUGCUGUGACCUCACACCAGACAACCGCCCACCUUUCCAGAAGCUGGAGGAUUGGUUUGAUGCCAUGUCCCUGAACCAGGAGCUGGGGAUCCCCCUGCCCGCCGAACUGGAUGAACUGCAUCAGAGAGUGAGUCGACUCCAUUGGCCUAAAGACGGCUCCAAAUCCCAGAGCACAGAUCAGUCCUCAACGGCAACAGCGGCCUCUCCAGACACUUCCAGCAUUACAGACAGUGGCCCUUAGGACCUGUGCCCCUCUGCUAUGACCCCUCUGAAUGACUGCACUAAUACUGUAGAUGAGAUAAAGAGGGAACUUGUAUUGAACCCGCACCAUUUUAUAACUGGAUAACCUGUGUGGGACCUUAACUCUGACAGUGCCAGUGGAUUUUGAUGUGGUGGAAAGACACAUUUCAUAAAAACAAGUGUUAGUAACUAAAAAAAAACGUUUAACCCUAUUAAGCCCCCACACGCAGGGUUGUACUAAUGUUUACUGUGUGUGAAGAUAAUAUUGAUCCUUUUACCUUUUUAAAAAAAAUCAAAUGACAAGCAUCUCAGAGUGGAAGACCUUGACGAGUCAGAUGCGACAGCAGUUUAGUUUUUCAGGCUCUGAAGUUGUUGUUUGCUAUGUGUGGAAUGCACAGUCCUUCUCGCACUUCCCUUCACUGCAGCAACGAAAACAAAGAUGCAACACAGUGUGGCUGAUUGACAAGUCUGUGUAAACAGGGCACGGCUUGAAGAAAACAGGUAUGACUUAAAUCAGCAGUGGGAGCAAAACACUCACUGACCCCGAAUAGUUUCAUCACUCUGACAUUUGGCACAAAACGUCGAAGGAAUGUUUGGGGUUUUUUUUGUCUUAAGCACCACUGACCUAAUUUUUAACGAGAUGAUUACAAGUAUGAUUCUGUGCUUUGUAGUCUUGACAAUUUUUAAUGGAUUUCUUAGAAUGAUGAAUGAACACUUAAGAUUUUUUUUACUGACAUUUUGUUCAAAGUUUUUAUCAAACAUCUGAGGCCUAUUUAAAAAGAAAAACAGGACAGAAGCUCUUUUGGCUGUUAUUAAUAAUUGUCAAGAGAUAAUCGUGCAACAAUUUACCAUAAAAGGUUGCUUUGUACAUAACUGGAUUUUUUUCUUCUUAAGCAAUGUAUAUAAAUGUGUACAUAGUAUUGCUCUAAUUGGAUAUUAUUUUCUAAUGGGAACUCUAGACUUUUAGACAUUUCGUCAACGACGGACGUUUUUACCUUUUUGCUAUCAUCAUGCAAGGUACUGACGACCAGUUGUAACCACUAUUAUUUAUAUCACUGUAGUGUUUCAUAAAUAAACCUUCUUAAAGUUGGCUUUUUAUUGUCAUUCUUAAUUUUUGCAUGUCAGUAGAAGUGUUGCUAAGAAUCAUCUCCUGCUCGUAGAUCUGUGUUUGCCUUAUAACAAACACUGGACACAAAAGAAAAGAAAGAUAUCCCCCAGCAAUAAAUCAGUUUGCAGCAAAAAAUGACAGCUGAAAUUAUCAUAUUUUAUAAUUUGUUUGGAAAUCAAUUGAUAAAUUACUCUAAUUAAUUCCAUUUUUGAUUUAGUAAAUUAAAAAAUAAAUCAUAAAACUUACUGAUUACAGCUUCACAACAUCAUUUCUAGCUUUUGUCUGUGUAACAAUGUACAUUUUUAAACAUUUAACACGUUUAAAGCAGAUUCAAGACUUUACUUUGGUAACGUCUGCAUUUGCCAAUUUUCACAUUUUAUAGAGUAAAUGGCUUAAUGACAAAAUAUUAAAUUGUUUAAUCGUUACUUGUAUUCUCAAUGACUGGAAUAAGUAUCUUCCUUUAGUACAGAGAUCAAAACGUUGUUUUUUUCUGUCGUUAAGAUGUUUUUACAUGCCUCUUCAAUUCUCUUUGUCCUACUUGUACUUAUAACCUCAUUAUCUUUACUUACUUAAAUCAUUGGAUUAACAUGAGAAAGUAUGUAUCCAAGAAUUGCCAACAGAGGGAGCUGGUGCAAAGAGUUCCUACAGUGAACAAACCUUUUAUAACAAGACACUUGUAACAGUCCAAGCUUUCAUGCUGUAUCAUGUUCUUCUUCUAUGUUAAAUAAACAGAUUACAUCACA